AUGUGGUUAAUAUUUUUGCUGUUAAUUCCAGCUUUUGUAUUCUCGAAAUGUAAAAUUGAGCUGCUUCAAGAUGAAUGUCCAACUUGUUGUGCUAUUUUAUAUUCUUCUGAUAGUUGUGAAAUUGAUCAAUUGAAUAUGAAAAUUAAUGUGAAAGAUAAAAAUAGAGGAGCGCUUGGAGCCAUGGUGAGUGAAGAAAUAUUUUGAAGUUAUUUUUGGUUAUAAUCAGGAGAAGGUUUUAAAAAAAAUCUGAAUUUUUUUUUCCUAAUAUUAUUUGGAAUUCUCAUUUUUUGGAACUUUCAGAUUUUUUUUUAAAAAACACUUUGGGAACCCUUGUACAUUUUAAAAUUCAGAAGCUCUUCCAAAUAUUUAUUUUCUAGUGGGAUAAUGUUGCUCAAGUAGUUGUUGUUCGAAAUGGUUGCCUUCUUGAAGCAUGGGAUUUUCGAAAUCAAACAGGACCAAAACGAACUUUUGGUUUGGAUGGCUAUGAGGUUUAUUAUCUACAAAGAUAUUCAUUUUCUGCAAGAAUGUCGAGUUUGAGAUGUGAUUGUAAUGCUGAUCCAAUUCCAGAACACCAGAUGCAGGGAAGAACCACAACUACAACUACAACAACUACCGGUUAGUUUAUUUUGAACCACCGAAAAAUGAACUUCUGUAGAUCUAAUUUCAAAAAUUAGUUUAACGUUUCCUGAUUUCUCAAAAAAAAACUUUCUCACUUUCAGAAGAACCACCAGACGAAGUUCGAGAAAUAUUGGAAUUAGAAGAAGGAAGUGGACAGUUUUCUAUCAUUGAAGAAAACAAAAAUAAUAAUAAAAAUGGUACAAGUGAUGAAAUUGUGAUUAGAUGA
This is a messenger RNA of Caenorhabditis angaria, 844 nucleotides long. The record is from the annotation of a GenBank genome assembly. Lineage: Eukaryota; Metazoa; Nematoda; Chromadorea; Rhabditida; Rhabditidae.